This is a messenger RNA of Helianthus annuus (common sunflower), 1032 nucleotides long. RefSeq names its product desiccation-related protein PCC13-62. The transcript is spliced from 3 exons. Bases 58 to 963 code for a protein of 301 amino acids. The record is from RefSeq and is a predicted model, not a curated record. Lineage: Eukaryota; Viridiplantae; Streptophyta; Magnoliopsida; Asterales; Asteraceae.
CGAACCAAAUACUAAGCUCAAAUACAAAAGCCUAUUUUCUUCCGACCACCGUCAUCCAUGGCACCGGUUGCCGCCGCUGCGGCGGUCUUUACGAAAUUCCUCAUCUUUCUUUUCAUCUCCAUCACUGUGAAUUCGACUGUUAUACCAAUAACCGACAUGAAUCUUUUAGAGUUCCCUUUAAAUCUAGAGUAUUUCGAGGCCGAAUACUUCCUAUUCGGAUCCAUGGGUAAGGGUUUAGACGCCAUACAACCCGCUCUAGCUGCUGGCGGGCCGCCACCCAUUGGCGCAAAACAAGCCAAUCUCAGUCCUCUUGUCAAAGACAUCAUAACUCAAUUCGGUUAUCAAGAAGUUGGCCACAUAAGGGCAAUCAAGAAGAGGGUACCAGGAUUUCCUAGGCCACUGUUGAAUCUAAGUGCAGAAGCAUUUGGGACUGUUAUUAAUGCUGCAUUUGGGAUGCCUUUAUCUCCACCCUUCGAUCCUUAUGCUAAUGACAUCAACUAUCUUAUUUCGUGCUACAUCAUCCCUUACGUCGGUCUCACCGGCUACGUCGGAGCAAAUCCGAAACUAGAGAGCCCAGUUUCAAAAGAGCUUGUAGCGGGCUUAUUGGGAGUGGAAUCAGGUCAAGAUGCAGUUAUUAGAAGCCUCCUUUACGAACGCGCAAAUGAAAAAGUGGUUCCAUACAAGACAACCGUAGGUGAAUUCACAGUCAAAAUAUCGCAACUACGAAACAAAUUGGGCAAUGACGGUUUAAAGGAUGAAGGGCUUAAGGUGCCAAUCGAGCUUGGGGCUGAAAAGAAGAUACAAGGUAACGUGUUAGCCGCUGAUGAAGAUUCACUGUCAUAUGGUCGAACACCAGAAGAAAUACUAAGGAUAGUGUAUGGAACCGGUGACGAAAAAUCCCCGGGCGGGUUUUACCCGAAAGGGGGUGAUGGGGUUAUCGCGAAACGCUAUUUAACGCGUUGAGAAAUCUACAUGAUGUCAUAAAUGCGAACUAUUUUAGUCUUGCCUUAAUACUUAUGGGUUUUAUGGUUU